UUUCAGCAACAAUCAUGUGCAGAGAGAAAUCCUUCUCAAGCUAUGAGGGAUUACUGUUACGCUUCCUCCAAAUUACAGUUAUACUACUCCAACAAACUUGUGCUGCAAAUAAUAACCACACAUGUGCCCCAUCAUCCUGCGGCAAAAUCACAAACAUAAGACAUCCAUUUCGACUGAAGCAUGACCCAGCAAACUGCGGGGACCCGAGGUACGAGCUAGCUUGCGAAAACAACGUCACAGUGUUGACUUUGUUUUCGGGUAAAUACUAUGUGGAAGCAAUCAACUACAAAAAUUUCACAAUCCGGCUUGUUGAUCCUGGUAUUCAAGAGUCUGAUAAUUGCUCCUCCAUUCCUCGCUAUUUCUUAUCCGCAUCCAAUUUCACUGAUUCUUACAAUUACGGUGGUUUGUAUAAUAGUUACUACACGGAUCCAUAUCAAGCCACUCAAAUGAGAGAAGGGAUGCAAACUUUCAUUCAAUUCCUGCACGUAAUUUACUUGAACUGUAGCAAUCCAGUGAGGGAUGAUGUUCAAUAUGUGGAUACAGGUCCGUGUGUCAAGUGGCAUUCCAAAGGCCAUGUUUAUACUAUCGCUGGGGACUUGUCGGCUGGGAACUUGAAAGCUGAUUGCCAUGUGAAGUUGAUUGCUGCAACAUCAGUUUUUGGUUCGAGAUAUAUUACUGGUUCGAAUUUGGGUAUAUACAACCAAACCUUUUCCUAUGAUGAAAUUCAUGAGAUGCUAGUUUAUGGAUUUGAUGUUUCGUGGAUGGGUCGUCCUUGUGAAGAUCUUUGUGGAAAGCGAGCUUGCUACUUAAAUGAAACAACUGAGAGUCCUGGAUGCGAAUACUGGUCUGAUUACUGUGCUACUCCAUUGGGAUUUGAGGUCAGAUGUGGAACUCUAUCAAAGCAGCGCAUAUUUGUGGAAGAUAUUAUAUAUGGCAUUGCUAAAGGAGUAUUACAAGUAAUAGGUUGGAAAACAAACAGUGCAUCCAGAGGCUUUUCCGAUUCUAAACUUGGUAUUGAGAUAGGAAGAUAUACGGGAAGGUAUGUCUUGUCAUCAUACAUUGCAAUAAAAAUUGUGUUGGGCCUCAUAGUUUUCUUUGCGCUAUUGAUAUAUACAUGUCGAAGAAGACAUGCAUCAAUAUAUGAAAUUAUAGAAGAUUUUUUGCGAGGAAAUACCCUCAUGCCAAUAAGGUAUUCAUACAAAGAGAUAAAGAAGAUGACUAGAGGUUUCAAGUACAAGCUUGGUGAAGGAGGCUAUGGCUCUGUUUAUCAAGGAAAGUUACGCAGUGGGCCCUUUGUUGCCAUAAAGAUGUUGGGUAAACCUAAGGCUAAUGCGCAAGAUUUCAUAAGUGAAGUCGCAACCAUAGGAAGAAUACAUCAUGCCAAUGUGGUGCGACUUAUUGGAUUUUGUUUUGAAGCAUCAAAACGUGCUCUUGUUUAUGAAUAUAUGCCCAAUGGCUCUCUUGAUAAAUAUAUUUUGUCCAAAGAGAAUGAUAUCUCUUUAACUUAUGAGCAAAUGUACGAUAUAUCUCUAGGAGUGGCUCGUGGUAUUGCUUAUCUACAUCAAGGCUGUGACAUGCAAAUUUUGCAUUUUGAUAUCAAGCCCCAUAACAUCCUUCUUGACGACAACUUUAUCCCUAAGGUUUCAGACUUUGGUCUUGCAAAGCUUUAUCCUAUUGACCAUAGCAUCGUCACUUUGACUGCAGCGAGAGGAACAAUUGGAUAUAUGGCUCCUGAAUUAUUCUACCAGAACAUUGGAGGAGUAUCCUACAAGGCUGAUGUCUACAGCUUUGGAAUGCUUUUGAUGGAAUUGGCAAACAGGAGAAGAAACUUGAAUCGACAUGCAGAUCAUUCAAGCCAACUUUUCUUUCCCUCUUGGAUUUACAAUCAAUUGAUUGAAGAAAGGGAGAUAGAAACGAAAGAAGUUUCCAAUGAGGAAAAGAAUAAUGUGAAGAAGAUGUUCUUAAUUGCACUAUGGUGUAUACAGUUGAAACCCACUGAUCGUCCUUCAAUGAACAAAGUAAUAGAGAUGCUCGAAGGAGAUACUGAGAGCAUUGAAAUGCCUCCAAAGCCUUCUUUUUAUCCAACUGAAAUGAUUCAAGGAGAUCUCGAAAUCAACUCUGACCAAACUCUAUCAGAUGAUGAUGCUACCUCUACUAGUAUUUUUGAAGAAACAAUAGUCGGUCCUUUAUUGAAGUAUUCUGCUUAACAAUUGCUAGUAAUUUGCUUUUGCAAAUAUAUUUCUUAGUUAUCUAUUAAAGAAACAGAUCA
Gastrolobium bilobum is the source of this 2269-nucleotide messenger RNA. RefSeq names its product LEAF RUST 10 DISEASE-RESISTANCE LOCUS RECEPTOR-LIKE PROTEIN KINASE-like 2.1. The transcript is spliced from 4 exons. The record is from RefSeq and is a predicted model, not a curated record. Lineage: Eukaryota; Viridiplantae; Streptophyta; Magnoliopsida; Fabales; Fabaceae. Gene Ontology annotation, biological process: protein phosphorylation. Bases 15 to 2207 code for a protein of 730 amino acids. Gene Ontology annotation, molecular function: ATP binding; polysaccharide binding; protein kinase activity.